UCUUCAUCUUAUUCUGCUGCCUCUUCUAGUAUCAGAGAUCGAUCAACUGGGCUGAGAGUUGAGAGAAAUGGCGCGCGUGCUGCUCCUUGUGUCGCGGGAGCAGGCGAUGCACAUGCCGAUGCAGAUGCCGAUGCCGAUGCCGAUGCCGGUGGCUGGGCGCGGUGACCGCUCCCCUGAGCGGGCGUUCGUGUGCAAGACGUGCGGCCGUGUGUUCCCCUCCUUCCAGGCACUCGGCGGGCACCGCGCCAGCCACAAGAAACCUCGGCUGGACGGCGACGACCUCAAGCCCAAGCUGCACGGCUGCUCCGUCUGCGGCCUCGAGUUCGCCAUCGGCCAGGCGCUCGGCGGCCACAUGCGGCGCCACCGCGCCAUGGGCGGCGUCAUGGCGCCCCUGGCAGUGAUCAAGAAGCCCAGCGCCGGCAGCAGUGUUGUUGUCGCCGGCGGAAACAAGCGCGGGCUGUGGCUCGACCUGAACCAUCCGCCGUGCAGCGACGACGCCAAUCACGGCGAGUGCGGCCACGACGCGGCUGCCGCCGGGUACACGUUCCACCAGUUCCUCGACACUGGCACCAUGGCGGUGGACUGCGUCUAGCUACUCUCCCUGUCUAUUGCCUGGUUUUUGCCGGAUAGUAGGAUAUUCUCAUGUGUGUUGCUGUACACUUUUUUUGCAUCUUUUUUCCAUUGGUGGAGAUAUUAAUCCACAUUUUGUAGCAGUAGAUAUAUAUGAGUGCCUAAUCGAAGGCAUGGCAUGGCACAUAGAUCAUUUCUUUUUGAGGUGAUAUUGUGCUCAAUUUGGUAGCUUGUAGGCUCACCACAGCUAAUUACCUUGGGUUUACCGGUUAUAUUGAUGAGAAACCCAUUGGUCAAGUGGCUCAGUUAAUGUAAUUAUAUAUUUAUUAGUCAGAGUAGAAUAAAUAUGGAGCUUGUGGAUUUCAUUUA
Lolium perenne is the source of this 939-nucleotide messenger RNA. RefSeq lists its product as uncharacterized. The record is from RefSeq and is a predicted model, not a curated record. Lineage: Eukaryota; Viridiplantae; Streptophyta; Magnoliopsida; Poales; Poaceae.